AUGGAUGGGGAUGACGCACUGUCCCAAGCCAUGCUUCGUAUUCUGGAGAGGGUCGCUAGACCCAACACUGGUACCGGAGGCCGUGGGUCAGUUUCGGAACGUCUCCGAUCAAAUGGAGCAGAAAUAUUUAGGGGCAUUUCUGGAGUAGCCCCGAAUGUGGCUGAGUACAGGUUGAAAGCCAUGGAGAGAAUAAUGGAUGACCUAGAUUGCACGGCUGAACAAAAGCUGAAAGGGGCGAUAUCACUACUUAGGGAGGAAGCUUACCAGUGGUGGUUGACUGUGAAAAAGGGCACCCAACUUGAGCGAAUUACCUGGGAAUUCUUUAAAUCUGCAUUUCAAGGGAAGUACGUCGGGGCAAGCUAUGUAGAUGCCCGGAGGAAGGAAUUCUUAAACUUAACUCAAGGGGAUCAGUCUGUGGCUGAGUAUGAGGCAGAGUUUUUACGACUUAGCCGAUAUGCCCGUGGAAUAGUAGCAACAGAGUAUGAACAUUGUGUUCAGUUUAAGGAUCCGGGAUAG
Molecule: messenger RNA, 516 nt
Organism: Gossypium arboreum
Lineage: Eukaryota; Viridiplantae; Streptophyta; Magnoliopsida; Malvales; Malvaceae
Exons: 1
Coding region: 1-516 (171 amino acids)
Source: RefSeq, a predicted model, not a curated record